Molecule: messenger RNA, 3736 nt
Organism: Cydia fagiglandana
Lineage: Eukaryota; Metazoa; Arthropoda; Insecta; Lepidoptera; Tortricidae
Gene: Crtc
Product: CREB-regulated transcription coactivator 3
Exons: 13
Coding region: 119-1768 (549 amino acids)
Biological process (GO): protein homotetramerization; positive regulation of transcription by RNA polymerase II
Cellular component (GO): cytoplasm; nucleus
Molecular function (GO): cAMP response element binding protein binding
Source: RefSeq, a predicted model, not a curated record
AAUUUUGCAAAAUAGCAACAUUGAGUUUGUGUGCGACAUGACAGGCAAGCGCGUUUUGGUUCUAAGAGCGCAUAAAAUUGUGAUGUAAAAAAGGGAAAACUCUUGUUAGUCAGUCAUCAUGGCAAACCCUAGGAAAUUUAGUGAAAAAAUCGCGCUUCACAAUCAAAAGCAGGCCGAAGAGACGGCCGCUUUUGAAAAGAUUAUGCGUGAAGUUUCAGACGCAACCAAUAAGGUUAACACAAGUAGCCGACGUGAAAGAGUCAAAGCCCCUAAGCCUGUGGAGCCCAAUGACUCCAUGCUCAGGCCCGCGCAACCGGGGCUGGGCUCGUUCCGCAGUGGCUCGUUGCCAAAUGUGGCUGCACCACAGGCCAGUGCGGAGCCAGAAAAUACUAAGCCUGAAGAAGUAACGCUAGCAACACAAUAUGGCAUGGGCGGAGGCCGCAGCGGAGGCGCGUCGCCGUCGCGCUCGCCCACGCAGCGAGGCCGCGCCUCCAGCUCCGUGGGGCCCAUGCGGCGCCCUGCCGACCGCCGCCACGACACCAGCCCUUACGGCAGCACGGUGUACCUAAGUCCACCGCCAGACAGUAACUGGCGUCGCACCAACUCCGACUCGGCGCUGCACCAAUCUUGCGGCAGCGACGCGCCCGCGGCCUCGCAGCCGCUGUCGCCGCACCACCCGCUGCACUCCCAUGCACAUCCCCACACACAGCAGAACCACCGGAGAGCCAACGACAUUCACCUGGACGUAUUGGGCGCGCUGGGUAUGAACCCCGCGAACCGCCCGCGGUCGUCCUGUGAAAUACCCAGAAUACCUAACAAUACCAACGUGUACUCGAGUGGCGACGGCGGGGGAGGGGGCGGCGGGCUGGCGUGCGGCGAGCUGCAGGUGCCGGGCGGCUCGCUGCCAGACCUCACCUCCGUGCACUACCCCUACCUGCCCACGCGUGAGCAAGACUACCAGAACAGAUAUAGCCCCACGUCGCCGGGCGCGGUGUCGCCGGCGGCGGGCAGCGGCUCGCCCGCCACCGGCGGCCUGUCGCCCGCCUCCGGCUCGCCCGUCGGCGCCACCGUGCCGCUCGCCGCCAUGCACCACCACACCACGCACGACCACACGCAGCUCUACGAGCAGAAUCACUUAUCUGUACCAAACACAAAUAAUUAUCUCCAUCAUAAUAAGAACCAGAUGUCGCCACUAGACCACAACUGGAUACCGUCGAGUUGUUACCAAGCUCAGUGUAGUCCGCCUUCGCAAUAUUCCUCCACUUCGAAUAUCAAUAUACCUUCACCGACGAUGGUGCACAGUCCAGGCAGCCCGGCGGAGUCUCCACAGACGGACUACAGUUUGCACUCCACGUUACUACAGCCCUUCGAGCAAAUCACCAUGCUGGACUCGCCGGUGUCAAGUUACAACGCGACGUAUAUCAACCACAGUUCACCGCAGACAACGAAUUCACAACACACGUACCCACAGUCGCCCGGUAACUGCGGCGCGGCGGGGUCGGGCAGCUCCGGCUCGGGCUCGGGCUCGGGCUCGGGCGUGGCGCGGCACGCGCGCGACCCCGUGCCCGGCGGCGGCGGCUUCCUGCCCCUCGCCUCCCCCGCGCCGCCCGCCACCCCGCCCAGCAUACCCGACAUCAUCCUCACAGACUACUCGGAGGAGGCGGCGCUGCGCGCCGAGCUGGACCUGGACGACCUGACGCUGCUGGACCAGCCCGGCUCGCUGCUGCCGGACUCCGCCGUCGAGCACGAGCUCUUCGACCGCUUGUAGUACCCGAGGGAUACAAAACCAUACGCCUGCGAUACAUGCGGGCGCAGGCCGUCGCGGUUCGUGUUCGUGAGACUCCCUAAACUUCAUGACAAUUUCUAUCGUUUCAAGUCUGAGUUAGUGAACGUAGUCGGUGUAGCGUAGUGCGAGGGACGCGUGUAAGAGGCACAUUCCCGGGCUGCCGUCUGAGUGCGUGUUUAUUGUGUUUUUAAAUGUUUUACUCAACUUUCAUAUUCGAGGGGUUAGGUAUAAUAUAGGCUGUAGAUUUUUUUAUUAAAUGUCGAUUACUUUAUCGAUGAUUCUUGUACAGCAUGGAGUAAUUAUAUUUUAAGUAAGUAUUGUGAAUAUUUACUCGAAUAUCAUUAGGGAAUUUGAUUCGGAUAUAAAGGAGAUAUUUUCGUUUGUAUAAAAGACCUGUUCGGUCGUCUCCUUAUACAUAAAUUUGAAAGUGUUCACUUUAUUAAAAUUGCAUUUAAAUCGCUAAUGUUGCAUGCUAGUGUAUCAGCGAACGGCCAAGAAUAGUUAAAACAAUACUUCUAUAAUUUUUAAUAAGAAACUUAAAUCUCUUUUGAUCUUGAUAAUGUAAUAUCAUUAUCCAUCAUUCAACGAUUGCUCAAGCGUUGACUGGUCUAUUCGGAACUAUCGAGACGCCAAUAUAAUCAUUUAAACUUUUACCGCAAAGCAUGACGUUUUGUAAUAUACAUAUUGUUCUGCACCACAUUUGUAUAACGUACAUGUGCCCCAAUUCCUCGUAAUUAUUCCACGGUUAAAUUUAAACUAUCGUGAGUCGUUCUCUUUACAUCGCUACUACAGUUUAACUCACACAAUGCGAGAGACUGAUUUGCCGUCGAGAGAUAAAAAGUAGUAGCGAUAAACGAUAAAGUAUAUUCCACGGCUUACAGUCCAGGCGGCGUAGCACGGUCGCGUUUUAAUCGCUUGUCACCAUGCCUGUCACGUUCUAACAAAUAAUUGUAAGUGCGAAAGUGACGAAUGGCAUGACAAGUGAUAGAGUUAGACCGUAAAAAGUCUGCAGCGAUUUUGAUAGCCCACGCAGUACAAGUGUCAUUUGAAACGUCAAACUUCUAUGAAAUUAUGACGUAUAAAUAACACUUAUACUGCGUGGACUCUCAAAUCCGCUGCAGACUUUUAUUGGUGCGACUAUAAAAAUGCGACCAUGAUACCGCUUCAGAAAAGCUUUGUCAUGACAAAUUACACAAUUUCCGUUUAUGAAAACACAGCCUAAACACACUUAUCACGCUUAAAUGCAAGUUAUAUGUGACGUCCCACGGAAAAAGGUACCUUAUGGCGGCCGGCGCAACGUCACAUAUGUAGAUUUUCAUACUUGUCCGCUUGACUGUACAUAAUGGCACUAUGUGCCGUAAUUAUACUUGUGGUUGUGUUGUUGUUUUUAUGUACUUUUUAUUUGUAAAGUUGUUACCUAUGUGUUCUGCCACUUGUCAUGACGGGGUUUUAGCCUAGCCGAUAGCAACCGUAACCUAGGUUUACUUGACGUUUCUGUCCUUGUCAUAUUCAAUAAGGAGACUGGUGACAUUACUACAAUACUAUCUAUUGUGGAGCCAUCUAUUUAAAGAACACCUUUAUUCAUAUAUAUGAUAUAAAUCGUCAGGUUACAAGCAAAAGUCACUAAUUAAUACUAAAAAUAAAUUAAACAAAAAUCGACCUUCUUUUUGUACUAAUAUGGUUCACGAUGGCUAUGAACUUGUGGACCUUGUGGUGGUACUUAGUGACUUUUGCUGACGAAAUAUUCUAAUAUUGAUGUCGUGUUCGAAACUUGUAAGAUAAUUUCUAUUUUGUACGUUUAUUAGGCCCGUUAUGUAAACAGUUGAGUAAGUAGUUACUGUUAUAAUGCCUCAAGUCUCAUUUCGUUGUAAAAGUCAAUACUGGACCACUUAAUUGAUGUUUGAAACAACAGUUAUUUCUUGCGCUCUCGUUUAGCAAAAAUAACGCAAG